ACGUACGAACUGUUCCUCAUAUUUCGGUGUUUAGUGGGAGUUGGAGAGGCGAGUUAUUCAACCAUUGCUCCCACCAUUAUCUCUGAUCUCUUCGUGAAAGAUCUGCGUUCCAAGAUGUUGGCUGUCUUCUACUUUGCUAUCCCUGUUGGCAGUGGGCUUGGUUACAUUAUUGGUGCAGAAGUAACCAAGCUAGUGGGAAACAGUGGGGAUUCAGAAGCAUGGCGCUGGGGCCUGCGUGUCACCCCAGUGAUGGGUUUCAUUGCACUGCUGCUGAUUCUGUUCAUGCUGCGAGAACCUCCUCGGGGGGAGAGUGAAGGCGGGCAGCACCUGCAACCUACCUCAUUUAUCAGUGACCUCAUAUACCUCUUUACCAACAAGAGUUUCAUCUUGUCGACAAUUGCAUUCACCUGCGUGACUUUCGUGGCUGGUGCUCUGGCAUGGUGGGGACCUAUCUUCACGCAACUUGGUGUUAUCAUUCAGGAUCAUCCAAAUGCCAAUAAAGAUGAUGUUGCAUUUGUGUUUGGAGCGAUUGCCAUGUCAGCCGGUCUGAUUGGUGUGCCUCUGGGAUCUCUUGCUGGCCAGAAGCUCCGAGUCAGCUUACCAUAUGCGGAUCCGCUAGUCUGUGGUGUGGGACUGCUUGUUUCCGUUCCAUUUAUCCUGGGAGCAAUGGUAUUGGCAGAAAUGAACACUGUUGCCUCUUACGUUGUCGUAUUCUUUGGUCAAAUUUUCCUCAAUCUUAACUGGGCCGUUGUGUCAGAUAUUGUUUUGUAUAUUGUAAUUCCUACAAGACGGUCAUCAGCAGAAGCUUUCCAGAUUCUCUUCUCCCAUGCUCUUGGCGAUGCAGGAAGCCCAUACUUGAUUGGUGUGGUAGCUGAUGCCUUCAAACCAUACAUUCAUGAUCGAAAUGUCACAACUACAGUUGCCCCUUUCAUUAGUACUACAGAAAUGGGCUUCUGGAAUGUUACAGAGGGAUUCUCAACUGUUACAGAGGGAUUCUCAACUGUUACAGAGGGAUUCUUGAAUGUUACAGCUACAACUUCUUCAGGAGAUUUAGAGGAUUAUUAUGUAGAAUUCAAGUCAAAACAGUAUGCAAUGUUCCUGUGUGUGAUCAUCAAUGUCAUGGGUGCGUUAUUCUUCUUCUGGAAUGCUUGUUACAUAACAUCCGACAAGGAGAGGUGUGAUCGUGCUAUUGCAGGGGAGGCUGAGGACCAGGAGAGCACCAGCAGUAGCCGCAGUUUGAGUACCCCCGAAGAUCCAGAAGAAGAACAGACACAGAACCUCCUUAAUUAAUGCAUCUUAUCAUUAGCUGUGUCUUCAAUUAUCAAGUGUUUGUGAAUGCUUGGCAUUCAGUGAGUUUUGAAUGUGUGUGUGUGUAAAAAUGAGUGUGCUGCUUGUGCAAGGAAAGAGUUGUGCAAUAGUUUUAAGCAGGAUGUUUGCGAAGUAGAGGAGGUAAAAAGCCAACUGGUUUAGAGAGGUUGAGGGAAAGUUUCAGCCUAUAAAUUUCAGUGAAGUAAUGUGUUGAGGUAGCUUGCAGCUGCUAAAGUUAUAUUUUUUCACUUAUAUAUUACCAUAAAAUCUGAGAGGCAUUUAUAAGGUGUACUUUUACCUUAUUCUCUUCGGUUAUAGUAUAACCCAAGUAUUAAUAAGGGAUAUAAAUAAUUUGUGAAAGAUUUGUGUGAAACCCUUUUUUUUUUAAUUUGUUCUUUAGUUUUGAAUUGGAGCUGAGGUUUGGCUCUCAAGAUUGUGGUAUUGUUAAAGAUGGCUUUAAAGGAAACAUAUCUGAUUGUUUAAAAAUGUGCCUCUCCAAGUGCCAGUUAUGUACUUCACUACACUAUUAGGCUAAUGUUAUGAAAAAGGCUUGUGUACAGUUCAGGACAUUUAUUAGAGGAAAUGUUUUGUUAUAAGUGGCAAAACAUUUCCUUUAAUAUAUAUAUCCUGAGCCGUACGUGUCUUUUUCUACAUCCUGUCGGUAUUACAUGCUAUUUCUCUAAUGUUGUAGUUUACAAGCUUUCAAACCAGUUGGCCUACAUAAAUGAAAAGUAUUGUGGCUGUGACUUUAUUGUGCAAUUUUUAUUUAUUUAUUUUUUCAAUGCAAUUAAACACUAUGCUGUAGUGUAGAAAACGUUAAAUAGCAAGCAUAGUUGAAAUAUGAAGUUCCUAGACAUGACGAACCAUGAGCAAGAACGAGGAUGUUAAUGACAUCUGAUGAAUAUUCACCUUUAGGGAAUUAUGUCCAGGAUUCUAUCAAAUUAUAUGGAACUUGAGAAAAAAAGAACAGAAUAUUUUAAUGAUUUUUUAUGGGAAUUUACAGCAGCUUUUAGAUUGCUCAUGUGUUAUUGUUAUAAUUAUUAUUAUUUUUAUUAUUAUUAUUAUUAUGAUUUAUUAUUAUAAUCAUAUUUCCUUCAAGGAGGGGUCCCUUGUAUUGGUGAAGGGGUUCUUGAUCUGAAGAAUUGGACCACCUGCCCCCUUCCUCAUAUAAAAUUUAAAUAUACUCUAACCUUCCCUUUCCCUCUCAAUUUGGGCCUCUUUGGUGAGGAAAUUUCUACCUUUUAUGAAAUGCAGUUUCAAAACAGUAGUAAAAGGGCUUUAUUAACUGCUCUGUUUUCAUAUAAGUUCAAUUGUUAGUGCUGCAGUGGUUAUCACUCCAUCCGAUAGAAAUUAGAUCUUGAGGCAGGUCAGGUGACCCUCUAGUGAGAUAUUGGGUGACCAUCUAGCAGGACCUCUGGUAAUGGAAGAUAUUACUGGAGUUUGCUUGCAAUUGACAGUGUACGACUCUUGGAGUUCAUUCCAGUUCGCCUGUCACUAUUAUUAGCUGAAAAACGAUUGCAUGGUUAGUUCUUGUAUCUAGACAGUUGGUUGUGCUAAGUCUAACUCAUGUUCUGGGAUGCUAUCCUGGUGUCAAACACCAGGUAGGGUAAGAGGAGGUUUCCAGGUAACAGCAACUGUAUCUGUUGCAGUGGAGGUGGCCAUGGUUAAGGGUGGGCAUGUGGUUUCUUUUUUGUUUAUUCUCAGAACUGACCCUUUCUUUUUUUUUCUUUGAUAUACAAGAGACCGCAAUUCUCCUAGAUCCUUAGUGAUGACAAUACCCUCUCCCUGACCCUUGCAUGGUAAUACUUUCCUUAGAACUUGGAAAUGAUUUUGGGUAAUCCUCUGUUGCUCAAAUCUGGUUCUAGCAUUCUCUCAGACUUCACCUUACCUUGACCAUGGAAUCGGCUUUUUCCUUAAUGUAAUGAUUGAUAGUUCAAGCAUCAGCAGACAGUGGCUCUAAGCCAUCUACCAAAACACAAUGACAGAAAAAACAUUCAUGACAAACUUUACCCCAUCACAUUUCAAGAAACCGCUUGGAGAGUUUUUCACUGAAAAAAAAAAAAAAAAAAAAAAUCCAAAA
Cherax quadricarinatus is the source of this 3388-nucleotide messenger RNA. The record is from RefSeq and is a predicted model, not a curated record. NCBI's taxonomy places the organism in Eukaryota, Metazoa, Arthropoda, Malacostraca, Decapoda, Parastacidae.